Messenger RNA from Caenorhabditis bovis, 1044 nucleotides. The record is from the annotation of a GenBank genome assembly. Lineage: Eukaryota; Metazoa; Nematoda; Chromadorea; Rhabditida; Rhabditidae.
AUGACCGUCGCUGGUGCGAAUCCGAACGAUAUUCUCGUGCCGCUGAAAGGUCGGAAGUUUCGACUCGGCGUGAAUGAGUACAAGCUGGUCGAUGCGAUCGCCACCGGACCGUUCUCAUCGGUGUUUCUCGUCGAGCGCGAUGGACACGCGUACGCAAUGAAGGUGGAAUCGCAGAAUGGAUGCCUAAGGCCUGUAUUGAAGCUCGACCACGCCGUGCUGGUCCGUCUCGGCGGUCAAAAGGGAUUCCCGAAGCUUUUGGAUUCCGGUCGAACCGACGACUUCAAAUAUGUGGUCAUGCAAUUGGUCGGUCCCGAUCUCACGAUGCUUCUCGAGUUUAUGCCCGACUAUCGGUUCACACCGUCGACGAUCUACAAAAUUGCGCUGCAGACGUUGGAGCGCCUCAAGACCCUUCAUGACGCCGGAUGGCUGAAUCGCGAUGUGAAGGCCCAAAAUUUUGCGGUCGGCCUCGGCGAAGACAGCUCGACCGUCUACAUGCUUGAUUUCGGCUUGACGCGCCGAUUUGUCGAUCGCGACGGUCGUCGAUUUUUGCUGCGCGGCUGGGGACCAUCGGUCGGCACGUUUCCCUACGCGCCGCUCUCGUCGCUCGGAUUUCAUGAUCAAACGCCGGCCGACGAUAUUGAAGGUUGGCUCUACAUGGUGGUCCAUAUGCUCAAAGGACUACCGUGGCACAAUCGCGACCGCCAAUUGAAUCUCGCGAAAGUGCGCGAAUGGAAAAUGUAUUGUCGGCGAGCCGGCGGACGCCGACAAUUGUUCAAAGGCAUCCCGCGCGGGUGGGCCGACAUUUUUGAUGUGAUCGUCAAAACCGCUGUUCACGAGCGACCCGACUACAACCGAAUCUCGAAUAUGAUAGUGGCGAUUGCGCACAACGAGCAAAUCAAUUUGACCGAGCCGUUCGACUGGCAGACGAAUCCGGUGCUUCGCUCGUUGGUGCGACUCGGACCAUUGAGUUGCGACGAGCUCACGUGCUCGAUGGCCGUCUCGCCGAAAAUGAUGAUGUCCGCUAGGAAAGUUUCGCCGACUUGA